AGUCCCAAUAUGCUGACUCUUAACUCUCUCUAAUAAAAAUUCCCUACAAAAAAGCAACAAAAUUUAUCAAAAACUUCCCACAUUCACGUUCACCAAUCUUUUGACAAAGGUUCAGUGCAAAUGAUCGGGUUUUAACUUAACUUGAAUUCGUCGAAAUUUCUUAACUUGUUUGUUCGGUUUUUGAGCUUGUGUUGACUCUUUCUACAGUUUCUUUUUUUCUGCUUCAGGUUGUUUCUGUUAACAAACUUCUUAUUACAGGAGAAUGGCUGGGAAAGCUGUGGUUAAGCAGCCAAUAUCUGCAUUCGACUUUGAGAUUGUUGAAGGUGUUUCCGAUAACCUUACAACUGUUGUGGCAUCUUCUAGCCAGAGUAGCCCAUGGAUUGACCCUGCAACUAUUAAACUUAGACAUAGAAUUGGAAGGGGUCUAUUUGGGGAUGUUUGGUUAGCAACUCGUCACCAAACCACUGCAGAUUAUGACGAGUAUCAUGAAGUAGCUGUGAAGAUGUUGCAUCCUAUGAAGGAGGAGAACAUCAAUGUUGUCUUAGAUCGGCUGGGAAAUUUGUUUACUCAGUGUCAAGAACCACAACAUAUUUGCUGGCUUCAGGGGCUGUCUGUGAUAAAUGGAAAGCUAUGCAUUGUUAUGAAGUUCUAUGAAGGUUCUGUUGGUGAUAAAAUGGCUCGUGCAAAAGAAGGAAAGCUGUCCUUGCGAGAUGUUAUAAGGUAUGGGACUGAUCUUGCUCGUGGGAUAAUGGAGCUACACUCGAAGGAGAUCUUGAUUCUUAACCUUAAACCUUAUAAUUUCCUUUUGAAUGAAAAUGAUCAUGCAGUUUUGGGGGAUAUUGGGAUUCCUUAUCUGCUUCUUGGAGUUCCUUUGUUGAGUUCAGAUAUGUCAAGAAGACUUGGCACCCCAAAUUACAUGGCUCCAGAACAAUGGCAGCCAGAAGUUAGGGGUCCCAUAUCUUUUGAGACAGAUUCAUGGGGAUUCGGUUGCAGCAUUGUGGAGAUGCUGACUGGUUCUCAGCCAUGGAGUGGUAAAUCAGUUGAUGAAAUAUUUAAAUCUAUUGUAAAGAGACAAGAGAGACCACAUAUUCCUGGAGGCCUCCCUCCUGCGGUUGAAAGUGUCAUAGUUGGUUGUUUUGAGUAUGAUUUCAGGAAUCGCCCUCUGAUGGGAGACAUAUUGCAUGCAUUUCUAAGUUCACAGGAAGCAGCUUAUGGCGAUGAGGGAUGGAGAGACCCGGGGAGUCGGGUUAACUUGGACAAAUUAAGUGGAAGUGGCUAUAGCAAGUGGUUGGUCCUAAAGGAUCAGCAUCAAAUUGGAGACACUGUGAGAUCCAGGAAGCCACCAAACUCGUGUAAGCCUGAAAACAUGGAGGUACCAGGGGGUACCAUUGUUGGCAUGGAACGAGAUAUGGAACGAAAUGGAUUUGUGCUAGUGAGGGUGCAUGGCAUCCAUGAUCCUCUUAGAGUUCAUGGAUCGACAUUGGAGCGGGUGACAUUUGGCUUGGCUGCAGGAGAUUGGGUACGUUUGAAGACGAACGGCAAGAAACAUUCAUCGGUAGGCAUACUUCACUCCAUUGAUCGUGAUGGAAGUGUAGCUGUUGCAUUCAUAGGUUUGGAGACCUUUUGGAAGGGCAACUGCUCCGAGCUCCAGAUGGCAGAAGCUUACUGUGCUGGACAGUUUGUAACGCUGAAGCGUGAUAUUUUCAGUCCGCGCUUUGAAUGGCCCCGAAAGAGAGGUGGUGACUGGGCAACAGGUAGAAUUUGUCAGGUGCUACCUAAUGGGUGUCUUGUUGUGAACUUUCCUGGUAUUCUGGUGUUUGGUGAUGAAAAUAGCAGCUUCUUGGCUGAUCCAGCUGAAGUCGAAAUCAUAUCUUUUAACACUUGCCCUGGUAUUGUGAAGAAGUAUCAACACCUUGAGGACUUCCACUGGGCUGUUAGACCACUGUUGGUUGCAUUAGGCCUAUUUACUGCAAUGAAGCUUGGCCUUUUUGUCGGGAAGAAAGUCAGAAGAUCAAAGGUGAAGAAGGGGCGCAACCCGGUGAUACACAUUGAAGGUCAACAAGGUGAUGCUCAAAAUGCUGGUAAUGCAACAUGGCUUCCACCAAAGGUGGCAAAUAUCAUAUUCAGAGAAGGGGCUAGUGUAACAACCACCUCUAGGUAGUUCUUAGUCUCUAUCAAUGCCAAGCUAAGAGGAUCGCACUAACAUCUACUGGAAGUUGGAUAACCUAUUUGCAGCCUUUGCUUAGAGCAUGCAAAAAUUCUAUGAUAAACAAGUGUUUAAAGAUCUGUAAAUAGAUGGAUGGCUGUAAAUAAACUUUUAAUGUUUAUGUAUAUAUACUUCCUCCAUUAUAUGCCAGUUGUGAGUAUGCCUUGUUUAAGUCCUCA
This is a messenger RNA of Nicotiana attenuata, 2385 nucleotides long. Its product is annotated as E3 ubiquitin-protein ligase KEG. Lineage: Eukaryota; Viridiplantae; Streptophyta; Magnoliopsida; Solanales; Solanaceae. The record is from RefSeq and is a predicted model, not a curated record. The transcript has 6 exons. Gene Ontology annotation, molecular function: ATP binding; protein kinase activity. Gene Ontology annotation, biological process: protein phosphorylation. Bases 263 to 2161 code for a protein of 632 amino acids.